Messenger RNA from Anarrhichthys ocellatus (wolf-eel), 414 nucleotides. Its product is annotated as gastrin/cholecystokinin-like peptide. Gene Ontology annotation, molecular function: neuropeptide hormone activity. The coding region runs from base 3 to 323 and encodes 106 amino acids. Gene Ontology annotation, biological process: digestion. The transcript is spliced from 2 exons. Lineage: Eukaryota; Metazoa; Chordata; Actinopteri; Perciformes; Anarhichadidae. Gene Ontology annotation, cellular component: extracellular region; axon. The record is from RefSeq and is a predicted model, not a curated record.
AUAUGUCAAGGAAGGUUAUUGUGGUGUUUGCACUGCUGGUUGCACUGCUACCACCCUCUGCAGCUGGAAACCCUGAAGAGACUCGUCUACUACAGCAGCUUCUAGCCAAGAGGGAGCCGGUGAGAGGCUCGGCAGGCAGACAGGAGCCGGCGCCUCAGGCUCCCUCAGCACGGAUGGAGAGACGGGCACACCUGUCUGAGGACGAACGGGAGAUUAUAACCAAGCAAAUAAUGCAAGCAAUCUCAGGGAUGGUGAACACUGAGUGCAUGUCAGAUCGGGACUACCAGGGCUGGGUGGACUUUGGACGCCGGGACGCAGAAUGAGCCACGACGACGACCCGAGAGCUCAGACUUCCCGCUUUUUGUUCACAUUUUACAUAAAGUCCAUGUUCUACUUUCACUGCAACUUUAUAAA